AUUAAUCAUAAAAUUGAAGCGAUAGGUAACAAGCAAACAUGGCUCUGAUUAUGGUAGUAUUAGCAUUCCUGUGUGUCUGGUCCAUAUCAGCACAAGUAUUACAUAAAUCAAUAGUACCGAAAAUAAUAAAGCAAGGUUCAGAUGUUAAUGUUUUCUGUGAUUCUGAUCUUGCCGGUGUCCCUCCAAAUGGCAGCCCUGGAGGCAUCAUUGAAGGCAUUUUUGCGAUGGAGCUGAGUUGGAAUGAAAAAUUCAAUUACUCCUUCAGUACCAAGUUUGGUACUGGCAGAACAAUUGAUGUAAACACUCACUGGCGAACUAGGGCUUCUGGAUACUAUCCCAAGAACACUCGUGGACUUUUUUAUAGGGACACAGUCAGGCUGGAACUCGAUGUGAUAAAUAUCAAACCAGAUGACAAAGGCAAGUUUUGCUGCUCUAGCUACAUCAGCAUGGACGGAAAAAUACAACUGCCCUACAAACGUUGUGAGGACUUUAUAGUUAGAGAUCACUCUAUAGUGGAAGAAAGCACAAUUGUACAAGAUCCAAACUUUACAUUAAUCCAAUGUACCCCUGAGCUCGCGGGAGUUCCAGAUACGGCAACAGAGAUAGAAAGAGCGGAGUUGUCCUGGCAAAAUGAAGAUUUCGAUCCAAACUUCUAUUUUUUUUAUACAUUAGGAAUAAUAGGGUGGCAUUUCAAGGACGCAUUGGCAUAUAUAAGCAACCAUGCUGGAAAAGAUCACUGGAGCAAGAUACCACAUGAUCGAACCUUGAAGCCCAACAAUAGAUUGAGCAAAGAUGGAACAAAGCUUGCUAUACUAAUCAUUGGUCUAAAAGACCAAGACGUUGGCUGGUUCUGUUGCAGUGUAGAAUACUUUGACAAAGCUGAUGUCAAUCGGUCAGCAUACAGGUGUCAUUAUUUAUCAGCUUCACGUAUUCAAGACGUAAAACUCUCCAGAAACGGGAGCUCAAUCAAGAGAGUUAACGGAAAUCUAAUCUUCGGGUUGCUGAUUUUUUCAUGGAUUCAGCUACACAUUUAUAGGGGUGAAUAAUUUUCUUGUUCCUUGC
This is a messenger RNA of Physella acuta, 1062 nucleotides long. RefSeq lists its product as uncharacterized. The record is from RefSeq and is a predicted model, not a curated record. Lineage: Eukaryota; Metazoa; Mollusca; Gastropoda; Physidae.